GCGAGAUUAGAGACGGAAGAUGGCAGUUCUGUCUUUCCUAGAGUUGUAGGAUAUAGCAACACACUAGUGUCGCUUCCAACAGAGUGACUGUGUAUUAUGUGACGGAUGGGGAGGCAGAUUUGUAGAUAACUGAAAUAUCACGCUUUUUAAAUGCAUAUGCCGUAUGUUUCAUUUGAAGAUUUUCGUGUUUUCUUGUUGUAUGGGCUGCUGUUAUUGUCUCAGCAUUCCCAAGGCGCUCAACUACUUGACUCUAGCAACAUCUCUGCCAGCGACAGUUAGCAUUUUACAUUUUCCUGUGUCGUUAUCGUUGGCAGCUGUAAGUCGUAUGUUUUAAAGGUUCGUGUAUUUAAAAAUGACUGGAGAAAAGAUCCGCUCGCUGCGUAAGGAUCACAAGCCCAGCAAGGAUGAGGAUUUGCUGGAACCGGACGAGGAAGCUGCUGCUGGGACGUUCACUUCGUCGACAAGGACUAGAGUCAAAGGAAAUAAAAUCUUUAGCAAUCACAAGAUAAUCAAACCACCAGCGACACAACAGCAACAGAAUCAGCAGUCGCAGAUUAAUGAUAACACUAACACAAACACAGCAGCUGGUACUAUCGAUGAUAACAACAAGAACCCCAUCAUCCGUAACACGGAAGAUUUCCCGGUCCACGAAUGUGUCUUUAAAGGAGACGUGCGCCGAUUGUCAUCCCUGAUUCGGACCCAAAACAUCUCUCAGAAAGAUGUACACGGAAACACACCUCUCCACCUUGCAGUGAUGAUGGGCCAUAAAGAGUGUGCCCAUUUACUCCUGGCCCACAAUGCCCCAGUCAAGGUGAAAAACGCUCAGGGAUGGAGUCCUCUCGCAGAAGCCAUCAGCUACGGAGAUCGACAAAUGAUCACGGCGCUGUUGAGGAAGCUGAAGCAGCAGUCCAGGGAGAGCGUGGAGGACAAGCGGCCGAGGCUGCUGAAAGCCCUGAAAGAGCUUGGGGACUUUUAUUUGGAGCUGCACUGGGAUUUUCAAAGCUGGGUGCCUUUGCUGUCCCGAAUGCUGCCUUCUGACGCUUGCAAGAUCUACAAACAGGGCAUCAACAUCAGGCUGGACACCACUCUCAUAGACUUCACCGACAUGAAGUGCCAGCGUGGGGACCUCAGCUUCAUCUUCAACGGGGAUGCCACGCCUUCCGAAUCCUUCGUGGUGCUGGACAACGAGCAGAAGGUGUACCAGAGGAUACACCAUGAGGAAUCUGAGAUGGAGACCGAGGAAGAGGUGGACAUUUUAAUGAGCAGUGAUAUUUAUUCAGCCACGCUCUCCACCAAAUCCAUAACCUUCUCCAGAGCCCAGACCGGUUGGCUGUUCAGGGAGGACAAGACGGAGAGAGUUGGGAAUUUCCUGGCGGAUUUCUACUCGGUGAACGGCCUGGUGCUGGAGUCCAGGAAGCGGCGAGAGCACUUGAGCGAGGAGGACAUCUUGAGGAACAAGGCCAUCAUGGAGAGCCUGAGCAAAGGCGGGAACAUCAUCGAGCAGACCUUCGAGCCGGUGAGGCGCCAGUCCCUCACCGCCCCCUCUCCCAGCACCAUCACCUGGGAGGAGUACAUCUCGGCCGAGAACGGCAAGGCACCACACCUUGGCAGAGAACUGGUAUGUAAAGAGAGCAAAAAGAACUUCAAAGCGACUGUAGCCAUGAGCCAGGACUUCCCCCUGGGCAUUGAGUCGUUAUUAAAUGUAUUAGAAGUGAUUGCACCCUUCAAGCACUUUAACAAACUCAGAGAAUUUGUUCAAAUGAAACUCCCACCAGGAUUCCCAGUCAAACUUGACAUCCCGGUGUUCCCAACCAUCACAGCGACCGUGACGUUUCAGGAGUUUCGCUAUGACGAGUUUGAGGAAUCCAUCUUCACCAUCCCUAAUGAUUACAAAGAAGACCCAAGCCGUUUCCCUGACCUUUAACCUCUCGUGCAACCUGGAGCAACUUCUUCCUCAGAAUUGAACUGACCAAUAUACUCAACCCAUAGAUGGGCAUUUAAACAAUUUUGAAGGUGUCUUGGCGUAAAAAGAAAGCUUGUCAAAUUUAAAAAAUGCUGUAUGUUAUACUGAUAAAGGGAUUAUGUGGAAUCAAUCUAUACUGAGGCACUGAAUUAAUUGUAGGACUAUUUGUGUGGAUAAGAAUAAUGACAGUCCUACUCUCUGGCUUUUAAAAUAGUGUACUAUUUGGAGUGUCUGAAGGGUUCAUUAACCUGGGCAACAUCCACAUGCACUACUUCAAGGAAGCACUGUGCUGAGUUCUGCUCGGCAGACAGGGGGCGCUCUGCUGUCCCAGUUUUUAUUCGUCCCUUUGAUACUGAAUUUGAAAUGCAUCAUACUAGAGGUAAUGCAAUAUUAUUAAUAUUAGAAUUUGGAAUGUGUUGACAGUUACCCCACGGCAAAGUCAUCCGGAGUUCUCUGACUGUCGUCUCUGACAGGCAGUAUUAGAUGUUGGUCUUGUUUUAUAUUCUUUUUAAACUUUGUAACAAAUUGUACAAGUCAGUGAAAGGAAAGAAACCAGACCAGAGUGUAAGUUACAGAGACUUAGAUGUGAGAAUUGAACAGUGAGAAUGAUCAGAAGUGAACCCAUGAUGAAACACAGUGUAAAUAUAAUUUUUACAGAUGACUAAAUCAAGCCUUUCUCCUGUGCAGGGUGUAAAUACCUCUAUUUUCGGGGGCUGGUUUACUUUGUCGCUGUUUUCUUGAACCCUUUUUUUACCCUGUGUGUGAGCAAAGGGUGGGGAUGAUGACAUUUUUGAGAGGGUUGGGUGCAGGAUUUUAUGCUAGGAAAUGAUGCGAGUGGAUUCAAAGGGGUUAUUGAAAGGUCUUUUAAUUUUUAUAGUUGUGGAAUUUAAUAUUUUUGUUGUACAGACACUUCUGAUUCAUCUGGUUGAGGUUUUUUUUUAUAUCAACAAUUUCUACACACCCCAUGAACAUGCUGUCGGAUCCCUCUGUUCUUGUACUUACUGCAGACCACUGUUGCUUGGUAACCAUUGAAAACCCUAUUUUGGAAGCCACCCCCAGCCAAUAGAGGAAAAGCACUGUACUGUCCUAUAUCAAUAAUAUCACCAGUAUUGGGCUGUUCUUUGGUAGCGCAGGCACUCUAGAAUGUACAGCAUGCACAAAGGGGUAUCUAGUGGUCUUUCCUAUAAUUAUGAGUUGUAUGGGUCUGGAUCUAUGCAGCCACAGUGGAAACUGCGGUCAGUCCUGAUGUGUAGGUCUGCUAGUUUCCAACUCCAGGACUCAUAGCCUUCUAGGUCCUCUGUACCUCGACUGGAGAUUGAAUUGUGUUCUCUUUAAAGGAGGGAGCCUUUAACAUGUGUAUGUACCUGUUAAAUUAAGCCACAGCACUGUUUUCAGUUUAGUAGAACUAGGUUUUGUCAGAGAACCCUAAGAUGACCCUGUAGCCUUAGGCUUCCUUUCCUAAAUAUUUUGCCGGGUGCUUCUGGAACUUGAUCUUUGAACAGAAACUCAUCCUAAGCACCAGCAGUGUUCAUUUGAGAAUGAUAGGAUUUUUAUGUUGUUACAUUUUUGCUUAUGUUCAACUUACGUUGUAGUCUUUUAUCUCCAGUGGUCUGUGGCGUAUCAAAAUGACCAUAGAUAUCUUAAAUGGUACCAUUUAAUGCUUCCAUGCCUCACUACUGGAUAGUGUGGCACAUUUCCUAAGUUUUACAUUUAGCAGUUUUUGUACUUCACCUCACCUUUUAUCUGUUGCAGUAUGUUGUGACUGGUGUUUGACUUUACUUCUUUUUUUUCCUGAAGUUCUUUACCAUGGCUUAAGCUUUCAGGACCUAAUAUAUACACUUUCAACUUGCAUCUACAUGCAGAUUGUACAGCAUUGUAUAAGCCUGCCACACUAUUUUCGUAUGAAAAUGUACUUAAAUAAAAUGUCCACAUAUCAA
Molecule: messenger RNA, 3900 nt
Organism: Anguilla anguilla (European eel)
Lineage: Eukaryota; Metazoa; Chordata; Actinopteri; Anguilliformes; Anguillidae
Product: ankyrin repeat domain-containing protein 13C
Exons: 13
Coding region: 353-1924 (523 amino acids)
Cellular component (GO): cytoplasm
Molecular function (GO): protein binding
Source: RefSeq, a predicted model, not a curated record